This is a messenger RNA of Mugil cephalus (flathead mullet), 2609 nucleotides long. RefSeq names its product WD repeat, SAM and U-box domain-containing protein 1-like. Gene Ontology annotation, molecular function: protein binding; ubiquitin-protein transferase activity. The record is from RefSeq and is a predicted model, not a curated record. The coding region runs from base 215 to 1666 and encodes 483 amino acids. Lineage: Eukaryota; Metazoa; Chordata; Actinopteri; Mugiliformes; Mugilidae. Gene Ontology annotation, biological process: protein ubiquitination. The transcript has 12 exons.
GAUUUUAUGACUGUGCUGGGUGCGGAAGUGGAGAAACCCUUUCACACACCAGGAACAACAGAGCUUUUUUCCUCCCCUCUCUUUAUUUUAACUAAACGCUAGACACACAAUAUUUCUCCAUCAGGUGUUUAUCGCCCGCCUCCUCCUCUUCUUCGCUUCAUAUUUGAGCAUUUUGCGCCACCUUGCGAGCGAGCCGGCGCACACCUGACACAAAAUGGUGUCUUUAAUUCGCACUCUGCGGCACCACUCGGACGAGGCCAGCUGCUGCGCCUUCUCCCCGUCUCUCCUGGCGACCUGCUCGGGUGAUAAAACCCUCCGGGUCUACAGCACCGCCGACUUCUCGGAGCUCCCGUUCUCCCCUCUGACGGGCCACGGCUACAGGGUCCACUGCUGCUGCUUCAGCUCCUGCGGCAGGUUCCUGCUCAGCUGCUCUACGGAUGGAGCCGUCAUCGUGUGGAGCUCGGAGACGGGCGAGGCGACCGCGACGCUGCAGCACCCGGCCCGCAGUCCGCUCCGAGUCUGCGCACUGGCUCCAGACUCAUCGCUCCUGCUGGCGGGGGCCUCCGACGGCACCGUGGCCCUGUGGGACUUUCCCUCCAAGACACUACGCAGGUGCGGUGCGGUGAGCGAGGCCAGCGUCGUGGCUUGCAGCUUCUCUCCGUGCGGCGGCGUGUUCGCGAGCGGCUGCACCAACGGAGACCUCAAACUCUGGGACGUGAGCUUCAGGCUCCUGCGCGCAGAGAAGGACGCGCACGACCUGGGAGUCACCUGCUGCUGCUUCGCGCCACAGUUCAAAGUCGACGGCUGCUGUGCGGAGUUUCGACUGGCCUCCUGCGGACAGGACAGCCAGCUGAAAAUAUGGAUCGUCUCCCAGCGUGAAGGAGCAGCCUGUGCCAUGAAGCUGCUUCACGCUCUCGCCAGCCAGUCGGCUCCGGUUCUGUCUUGCGCUUUCUCCUCUGACGGCGCCCUGGUCGUCUCAGGCUCGGUGGAUAAAAGCGUUGCGGUAUAUGAUGCGGAGCUGGGGUCCCUGCUCCACACGCUGAAACAACACGACAGGUAUGUCACCGCCGUUGCCAUGUCACCCACCCUUCCCUGGAUCGCAACCGGCUCCAUGGACAGAUCGGUAAACGUGUGGAGAAUAGGAGAUGGAGACAACGGCAGCGCUGCAGCUGAAUCAAAGCGGACGCCGUGCCAAGCGGAUAGGAAGUUGCCGGGUCACUCCAGGCCGCUGCUGCUCGCCGAUUGGUCCGAGGGGGAUGUUCAGGCUUGGCUGCGCGAGGAAGGACUGGAGGAGCUCGUCGGUGCCUUUAAAGCCAACAACAUAGACGGAGCAGAGCUUAUCCAGCUGAACAAGGAAACAACGGCCGAGCUGGGAAUUGAGUCCGUGGGCCUCCGCGGUCGCCUCCUGAGGAAAAUCGAGGCCCUGAAGGCGGAGCAGAGCGGUUCAGAGGUCCCAGAUGAAUUUCUGUGUCCAAUCACCAGAGAGCUGAUGAAGGAUCCAGUCAUUGCUGCAGAUGGGUUCUCCUAUGAGAGGGAGUCUAUCGAGAGCUGGAUCAGAGGCGAGAACAAAACCAGCCCCAUGACCAACCUGCCCCUACAGACAACACUCCUCACCCCCAACAGGUCUCUGAAGAUGGCCAUAGCGCGAUGGAAGUCAAGCCAGUAGAAGGCUUGUUUUCCACAGUCCAACAAAACAGCAACAGGACUACCUAGUCAUCAUCAGACCAAUCAGAAGACCCACCAGUGGCCCCGAGCAAUGAGCUACCUCCAGUGAAGCAGAGAGAGAUUAUUUUAUCAGGAGAGUAGUCCAUCAAAUUUUCCACGUGAACAGACUUCAAGGAUAAAAACUAAAGUGUAGUUUUGACAAAUCAACCGGUCUACAUUCUUAAACUCCUGAGACCUGAGCUUUUGUUUGCUAUGCAUUUUUAAUUUCUACAUUUCCCUGUAAUUGGGAUAAGUAGGAGCUAAGAACUAUAAAAACUAAGCAUCAUCUUUGAACAGGAUGUUUCUGGGGAAAAAACUGAUGUCCUCAUGCGUGGACACAAGGAUUAUUUCACAUGAUAUGAUAAUAUCACCAGUUUGUAAGAAAAUAUGUUAAUUUUUAAAUCUUAAUGUUUCUGUGCAAAAGCAGAAUUGUAAAUAAUGAAGUCCCAAUGUCCUCAAUUGAGUACUUGUUAUAGCUUGUUACUAUUGAUAGAAUUUGUGUCAUAUUUAACUAGAAAAGUUAAUAAUCAUAAAUAAACAAGUUUUAACUGUUAAAUUUGAGGUUUUGUGCCUUGUCCACUGUUGUAGAAUGAAUCUGCUGAAAUGACCACCAUGUUUUUACACCAACUAGUAUCUAGUUAUGAGGAGAUAUAUGGCACACAGACACACACACACACACCUCAUAAUAGCCUGCUAAGCUCAGUAACACAAGCACAAAAACGAAUGGAAUAACAUAUUAUGCAUAGGCCCUAUAAUGGGGAGAUGGCAGAUUUUAGUGUCAAGCACUAAAAAUGACAAAUUUGAUAGUUUUUUCUCAUAAAUGAAGCCCUAAUAUUUUAGAAAGAAUGAUUUUAUUGUGUCAUGGCUGAGAGAUCAAAAAAUGUAGUUAAUAAUGGAAGUUAAUG